Galendromus occidentalis (western predatory mite) is the source of this 5268-nucleotide messenger RNA. RefSeq lists its product as uncharacterized. The record is from RefSeq and is a predicted model, not a curated record. Gene Ontology annotation, biological process: telomere maintenance; DNA repair. Gene Ontology annotation, molecular function: DNA helicase activity. Lineage: Eukaryota; Metazoa; Arthropoda; Arachnida; Mesostigmata; Phytoseiidae.
AUGGGACAUCGACGUACAUUCAGCCAAAGGUCCCCCGAAGCGCGAAUCAUCGUACUCCUCAACCGGCAGUUGAGCGCGUACCUGGGAGGGCAAGUGUUGAACAACGGGAAACUAGAACACUUCCGUGGAGCCAUCGCCAUUCCAGAGUUCCUCCAGGUCGUGAGCUACGUGAACUCCGAGGUCAAGUGCCGCCUCUUCUCGACGCUACGGGAGGUUGAGGAGCUGGAAAGCGCGGUUUCGGGAAGUGAUUUCACUGAGCUUGUGGUGCAGUUCUGCAUCAUUGUGCAAGCGAACCACUUCCUUCGUCCGUAUCCUCAUGUGGAAGAGUCGCCGGACGAUCACGCUUGGAUUUUCCGACAUUUCCAGAACUUCGAAGAAAUCGCGUACCUUCGCUCCCGGCUCAAGUUCCCGCUUUCGGCGAACAGACUCCACCGAGCCAUGAGCAUCGGUAUCGAGAAGAGGAUCCUCGCGUGCACCGGUUCCCACGAGCCCACAUGGCAGAGCUGGUUGAUGGUGCUCAGGGAAGGCGGUCUGGACUGCGUUCAGCGAACGUUCCACGUGACGGAGUUCAUACUCCUUCUUCUGAAAGACCUCCCCGCCGAAGUCCAUCGAGGGAACAGCCGGAUCAAAAUUCUGUUGUACGCGGACGACGUAGUCGUAUACAGUCCGGAACGCCUACUCGUCCAAGAAGCUCUAGGCAGACUGAACACAAUGUCGAAGACGCUUGGACUAGCGGUCAACACAGAAAAGACGGAGGCAAUGAACUGUCGAAAAGGAGGAGGAAUAUCAGUGAAGGAUGUUCUAACGAUAGGAGGCAACAGACUUAAAUUCGUGAAUAGCUUCAAAUACCUCGGGGUCACGAUUCAUCACUGCGGAUCCUCGUUCACGGGGCACGUGAAAGACCGAUGCAACCGAGCGACCCUGGCCAUGCGAUCUAUAGAAUCCCCUCACAUGCUAACGGUCAACACGGCACUCCGCCUGUUCGACAUCAAGAUCGCACCAGUAGCCGAGUUCGGAAUUGAACUAGUCUGGCCAUUCCUCACGGCCAACGAUAUGACAGCUCUUGACAAAACGAAGGCCACAUUCAUCAAGCGAACCCUCCGGCUUCACCACACGACGAGGAAUCGCCUGGCCUACCUGUUGACGGGUGCUUCGACCCUCACGGAGGACGUUAAGAAGCGACACAAGCUAGAAGAAACUGAAGCAUACAAGACCCACCAACGCCAUUUCGAGUCUGAACGAAAGAAGGACCACCCAUCACUCUUCUGGGAUUGUUGCAAUAUCGGUCGUUUCAACUUGAGCAAAUUCCAAAAUUUCCCCCCUCUCUUACGACAACUUUUCCAGCGGACUCCUGAAAUUCCUUCAGACUUUUCCCGGCUCCAGAGAAAUUUUCACGAUCUCAUCCGAAAUUACAAUUCGUCCCUAGCCAUGGCGUCAAUGGGUGCGAGAAUCGAAUUGCCGCGUGGACCGGGACCUUAUUGCUUCCGCAUACAUGGGCAGAUAUAUCAUAGUAUAGGCUCCUUACACCCCGAUGAAGGCCAGCCGAGACGAUACGGCCAGCUGUACAUUCUAGAUACUGAGCAAGCAGCGGCACAACGGCUUCGCUUGCCUUAGAAUGAGCAUUGCGAUCCCGAGCUCCUCAAGAAUUUAGGUCAACUCCUGUCCUCAAUAAACCCUUAUGCGAGAUCUUUCAAGAUGAUGUCAGAAGUUGAAGACGCGGAGCGAGCCACCGCCCAGCGUCAAAAUCGACCGAAAAUGACACUCCGAAUGGUUUUCCAUGACUUUCAACCACAUGGGCUCUCAGGCCGACUUUAUGACGUACCGACGGUGAAUGAGGUUGCCAUUAUUUACGUUGGAGAUGACGGAGAUGUACCAGAAAAGCGAGCAUUAGCUGUCCAUGAAAGAGGGGGUACUUUAACAACCAUUCCUGACCUUGAUAAACGCGGGGAUCCCUUGACGUAUCCAUUACUGUUCCCGGACGGCGCCGAAGGUUGGCAUCCAGAUUUACUUGACACGCGAGGGAAGCGGAUUACGCAGAAACAAUAUUAUGCUCAUUUAUUCUCGAUCAGAGACUCUUUCAAUCCGAUACUUCACGCCGGCAAACUCUUCCAACAGUUUGCCGUUGAUUCCUUUGUGAAGAUCGAGCAGAACAGACUGAAUUUCCAUCGUCAAAAUCAAGACAAGCUGAAAGCCGACAGUUAUCAAGGUUUGCGGGAUCAUUUGUCGGGCGUUGACGAUAUUGCUGGUCCAUCCGGUCGUCGACUCAUAUUGCCUUCAACCUUUAUCGGAUCUCCGCGGAGCAUGCAACAAAAUUGUCAGGAUGCCAUGGCAAUCGUCGCUCGCUACGGUAAGCCAGACAUUUUCAUGACCAUCACAUGCAACCCACAAUGGAGGGAGAUUCAGGAAAACUUGCUGCCAGCUCAAGUGCCCAGUGAUCGCCCCGAUUUGAUAGCGAAAGUUUUUAAGCUUAAGCUAGAUUCGAUCUUCGAUGAUAUUCUCAAGGGUCAGGUCUUCGGUAAAGUGAUCGCUUACGUGAAAGUUAUUGAAUUUCAAAAGAGGGGACUACCGCACUGCCACACUCUGCUCAUUCUGAAGGAAGAGCACAAACUCCGCGAUUCCGAGGCCGUAGAUCUGAUAUGUUCGGGUGAGAUCCCCGACCCCGACACUGAGCCCACUCCACAUGAAGCCGUCAAGAGGUUCAUGCUCCAUAAGAAUUGCGGAGUAUUCAACCCUGCAGCACCAUGCAUGAAAGAUGGCAAAUGUUCCAAGAAGUUCCCCAAGGAACUGAGAAAUGAGAUCUCACUUCUACACGAUGGCUAUCCUCACCUUCGUCGAAGGAACUUCUUCCGAGCAGAGGUCGGAGAUGUGUCCUAUUCAGACGAGUGGGUGGUUCCGUAUAACCCGUAUUUCUUGCUCAAAUAUUAUUGUCAUAUAAAUGUGGAAAUCUGUGGUAUGAUUUCCUCGGUCAAGUAUUUGUACAAAUACGUGUAUGAAGGUACAGAUCGGGCCAUGAUCGACAUUCAAUCUGGGGAAGGCAUCGAUGAGAUAUCCAACAAUGUGAAUGCCCGUUACGUGUGUGCACCCGAAGCGAUGCACCGAAUCGGGGGAUACGAACUUCAAGAAAAGUCGCAUACUAUAGUCAGACUUGCCGUGCAUCUCCCUGACCAACAGACUGUCACUUUCGUAGAAGGAACAGAAGGCCCAGCAUUGAAUCGAGCUGCCCACAGAUACACAACUUUGACAGCUUUCUUCAGCUUGAACGAAAAAGCAACCGACAAUUCUGAUUCUUCAGGGGGACCCACCGACGAACGUGAUCUCCUCUAUUAUUAUGAGGUACCAGAAUUCUACGUUUUCAAGCCCGAUAUAGGAUGGAAACCGCGGCAGCGCGCUAGCAAAGGCAUCAUUGGCCGCAUGUACACUGUGUCGCCGAGAGAUCGUGAGCGAUACGCUCUGCGCAUACUACUCCUGAAUACGCGAGGGCCAACGUCUUUUGAGAAUUUGAGGACGAUAAAUGGGAUACAACACGAUUCAUUCUUAGAAGCGGCCAAAUCGGCAGGCCUCAUGUCAGAUGAUAGCUCAUUCAGGAACAGCUUGCAGGAAGCCGCGUCAUUCCAGAGUCCAGCAGCCCUGCGGACUUUUUUCGUUUGCCUGCUUGAUUUUUCCGAGGUUCUUGAUGCUCAAUCACUUUGGGAUGAUUUUUCAUCGUCGAUGGCUGAAGAUUAUACGAGACGCGGAAUCCCUCUCGAUACUGCUCUCGCUCUGGCGUACAACGAAAUCGCCGCCAAAUUCGAAUGCGCGGGCGAGAAUUUGGAAACUCUGAUCAAAGCUCCGCUUGCGGAGAUCCCCACUGAUCUACCAACAUCUUUGAAUCUGGAAUUCAAUGCGAUUCAAGGGUCUAUCAUGUAUUCGAAGCUCAACAAGGAGCAGAAAUUCGCCGCAGACAAAAUACUGGCUGCUAUCCGAAAUAGGCGUGCUAUUUGCCUCUUCGUCGACGGUCCAGGAGGUUCAGGGAAAACAUUCCUGUACAAGACUCUGUAUAACAUGAUAACCGGCGAAGGAGCAAGGGUUCAGUGCACGGCAUGGACUGGCAUUGCAGCGAAUCUAAUGCCUAGCGGUCGAACGGUUAAUUCUCUUUUCAAGCUGAACGUUCAGGACCGAAAUCGGUCUUCGUCUUUGAAGCGCCAGCAAAAGGGUGCGAGGAUUUUCUACGACCUGGAUUUAUUAAUUUGGGAUGAAAUUUCAAUGGUCCCAAGAGCGGCGUUUGAGACAGUAGAUUCACUUUUGAGAGACAUUCGUCAACACGAUUCACCCUUAGGUGGACUCACGGUCGUGAUCGGUGGAGAUUUCCGUCAAACUUUACCAAUUGUUGAACGCGGUACCAUUCUCGACGUACUUGAUGCAUGUGUGACUCGUUCUGUUUUGUGGUCCGAGUUCGAGCUCUGUUCUUUGAAAGAAAACAUACGUGGCAGACGCGGCGGUGAAUCUUGGCAAAACUUCUUAUUGCAAGUUGGAGAUGCGACUCUGAACGACGCCCACGGACGCACAGCGAUUCCUCCACAUUUCUUCUGUCAAGGAGAUUUAGUUCAGGAAAUUUAUGGAGAUUCGAUCACCGCUUCGAACGUACUCGAUCUCGCAUCCAAGGCAAUCUUAUCGCCAAAGAACACCGACGUCGACAGCAUCAACGAAAAAGUAUUAGAAAAACUUCAGGUUUCUGAUCCACGCUACGAAAGCCAUUUGCGAAGCAUCGAUGAAAUCGCUGACGAUGAUCAGGAGGACCAAGCAUUGUAUCCGAUCGAGUACCUAAACAGUCUCAACCCCCCUGGAAUGCCUCCACACCACCUGCAUUUGAAGAAAGGUGCCAUUGUAAUGCUCUUGCGUAACUUGUACGUCACUGCUGGACUUUGCAACGGAACUCGACUCAAAGUUGAGAGCAUCGGUCGUUUCGUACUGGGUUGCAGAUUUAUCACGGGGGCCAGAAACGGCGAAUUUGUCAUCAUUCCGCGCAUCGACAAUUACAGCGAUUCCAAAUUACCCUUUCGAUUGAAAAGGAGACAAUUCCCGGUGCGUUUGGCUUUCGCCAUGACCAUCAACAAGAGCCAGGGCCAAACUUUCAGCAAAAUCGGCAUAUAUUUGCCCACCAAUCUCUUCAAUCAUGGACAACUAUACGUCGCUUUAAGCCGAGUGGCUUCUCCAGAUGACAUUAAAAUCAAGACUAAAGAUAACAGUCAUCCCAUCAAGAAUGUAGUCUACCCGAAUCUUCUAUUGUGA